Vombatus ursinus (common wombat) is the source of this 1370-nucleotide messenger RNA. Its product is annotated as small ubiquitin-related modifier 2-like. The coding region runs from base 242 to 718 and encodes 158 amino acids. Gene Ontology annotation, biological process: protein sumoylation. The transcript has 2 exons. Gene Ontology annotation, molecular function: protein tag activity; ubiquitin-like protein ligase binding. Gene Ontology annotation, cellular component: nucleus. The record is from RefSeq and is a predicted model, not a curated record. Lineage: Eukaryota; Metazoa; Chordata; Mammalia; Diprotodontia; Vombatidae.
UCUGUUUCUGAGGCUUGGUGAGUCACUGAACCGUCUUCCGCCCCUUCCUCAGCCAGACCCGCCUGAGAGAAACUGGGGCGUCUGCCCUGGCUGACUGAGCCUAGGCCGUGCCUGGGGACUGAGGGAAACAGGGCCUUGCCCCUCUCUGGCCCAGCCAGGGGUCGCAAGGGGAGCCCCCGUCCCCGAAGAGGCCACAGGGUCCCCCCUCUUCUGCAUCCUGGGGUUAGACCUGGUCAUCUCAAUGGUUACCACUUGUGUUCCAGUAGCUGAGCUCCUCCUCCUCGUCCUCCUCCUCCUCCUCCUGUUCCUCACCAUCACCACCAUCAUCCUCCUCCUCCCCCUGCUCCUGCCGCUGCUGCCUCUCCCUUGGAGGGGACCAUCCUGGUGCCGCUUUUGUAAAGCAGUGGCUGAGGAGACCCCGGGACUCACCAUGGACAAUGAAAAGCCAGAGGAAGGCUUGGAGACUGAAAACAAGGGCCGCAUUAUUUUGAAGGUGGCAGGGCAAGAUGGUUCGGUGGUGCCGUUUAAGAUUAAGAAGUACACAUCCCUUGGUAAACUAAUGAAAGCCUAUUGUCAACGACAGGGUUUGUCAAUGGGGCAGAUCAGGUUCCGAUUUGAUGGCCAACCAGUCAAUACGACAGACACACCUGAAAAGUUGGAAAUGGAGGAUGAAGAUAUAAUUGAUGUAUUCCAGCAGCAGACAGGAGGCCCUUACUAGAAAGAGAACAUGCAACUCUGCUCCAGAACUGUGCUCCCAAGGAAAACAAUACAUUCACAAUUAGAAAACCAAGAUUUGGUUCAUCCACAUCCUGACUACUGCAGUAUAGUUUUCUGUCUUCUUUGAUUCCCUUUCCCCCAUUCCUUUAUUGUACAUAAAGUAACUGGUGUAUGUGCACAGGCAUAAUGCCUAUUUUUUUUUAACUAAAUGGCCGAUGGUAUGUUAUGAUCAACAUCAAAUGGAGAUGGGGAGGGGAAAAAACAAACUGCUUCUGUGAAAAUAUCCCUUUUCUCCAUUAGUGGCAUGCUUAUUCAACUUUUAUCUUUAUAUUCCAGUAAGUUAAUUUUGCUCUCACGGUUUAACAACAACAACACAAAAAAAAGCCCACAAAAAAAUCCUUGCAUAUCUUGUUUGAUUGGAUAGUUUCAAUGUUUUUCUGUUAUCAUUGUAAAACCAAGGACGAUUUUGUGACUUUUUUGUACGUAGCUGUUACAUGUAGGGCAAUCUCUGUGUCUCAGUAGGGAUAAAUUACUAUAAAAAAAUUGAUCCUAGAUAGUUUUCCCUUCAAGUCAAACAUCUUGUUGUUGAAAUAAACUUCUUGUUUAAAAUAAAAAAAUAAAGAUUUAUCAUUGCAUUAAUUAGAAUUCCAAUA